Cuscuta epithymum is the source of this 3057-nucleotide messenger RNA. NCBI's taxonomy places the organism in Eukaryota, Viridiplantae, Streptophyta, Magnoliopsida, Solanales, Convolvulaceae. The record is from the annotation of a GenBank genome assembly.
UUAUACCUUCGUUUCUUUGCGUCGACUCCCUAAAGAAGCUGAGAUGACUUCUUCCAACGCACUUGACUACUCUCCCAUUAUUGUUCUCUUCACAGUCAGUGCUGACAUUCUUUCUCCCAUUCCUAAAUAACGGUUCCUGCUUACUCUUACUACGUACGGAGUAUUUUUUUUAAAUGGCGGUGGGGACUAUGGCUGAGCCGAUUGAGAUAGUGAAAGCUCGCUGUGACAAGAGGGAUUACAGAAGAGUCGUUCUUGAUAACUCUCUUCAAGUUCUUCUCAUUAGCGAUCCUGAAACUGAUAAGUGUGCUGCUUCAAUGGAUGUCUCUGUAGGCUCUUUUAGUGAUCCCAAGGGUCUGGAAGGCCUUGCCCAUUUUCUUGAACAUAUGCUGUUUUUUGCAAGCGAGAAGUAUCCCUUGGAAAAUAGUUACUCAAACUACAUCUCGGAGCAUGGAGGGUCGACAAAUGCUUUUACAUCUUCUGAGCACACCAACUUUUACUUUGAUGUUAACAGUGACGGUUUUGAAGAAGCUUUAGAUAGAUUUGCUCAGUUUUUCAUCAACCCAUUGAUGUCAGCUGAUGCUACAACAAGAGAGAUAAAAGCUGUUGAUUCAGAAAAUCAAAACAACUUACUAUCAGAUGGUCACAGAAUCUAUCAGCUCGAAAAACAUCUUAGCUCAAGUGAUCAUCCAUACCACAAGUUCGGUACAGGGAGCUGGGAUACUUUGGAAGUACGUUCGAAGGAAAGAGGGUUAGAUAUAAGGCAGGAGCUUCUCAAAUUCUAUGAGGAGAAUUAUUCAUCCAACGUGAUGCAUCUGGUUGUUUAUGCAAAAGAUAGCCUUGAUAAAACCCAAAGCCUAGUACAGAAUGUGUUCCAUAAAAUCCAAAAUACUAGUAGAAGUUGUGCUAUUGAUUGUGGUCAGCCUUGCACAUCAGAGCAUCUACAGAUUCUCGUCAAAGCAGUCCCUAUAAAGCAAGGUCACAAGUUGAGCAUCAAAUGGCCAGUCACCCCUGAGCUCUUUCACUACAAGGAAGGACCUAUCAGCUAUAUAAGUCACUUGAUUGGCCAUGAAGGAGAAGGUUCUUUGUUUUACAGUUUGAAGAAGUUAGGUUGGGCUACUAGCUUAUGGGCUUCUGAAUCAGGAAGAUGCCGGUUCUUCUCUUUUUUUGAAGUAUAUAUUGAACUGACUGAUGCUGGUCAUGACCAUUUUGAGGAAAUUGUAGGACUGCUUUUCAAAUAUAUUCACCUCCUUCAAGAAAAUGGUGUCUGCAAAUGGAUAUUCGAGGAGCUCUCGGCUAUUUCUGAAACUGAUUUUCAUUAUCAAGACAAGAUUUCGCCCAUUGACUAUGUGGUUUGUAUUGCGUCCAAUAUGCGGGACUACCCUCCAAAAGAUUGGUUGGUGGGGUCUUCUUUACUUUCGAAUUUCAGCCCAGAAAUUAUUGAAACAAUACUCAAUGAACUCAGUCCACACAAUGUUAGAAUAUUUUGGCAAUCUCAAAAUUUUGAGGGACAUACAAACUCCACUGAGCCUUGGUAUGGGACUGCAUAUUCUUCUGAGAAAUUAACCGGUUCCACUAUUGAGCAAUGGAUGAAAAAUGCUCUUCUUGAAGAUUUGCAUCUCCCUGUUCCCAAUGUGUUCAUUCCUACUAAUCUCUCUCUUAAGAGUAUCCCAAACAAGAUGAGUGCUCCAUUUUUAUUGAGAAAAUCCGCUUACUCAAGAUUAUGGUACAAGCCAGAUACAUCAUUCUCUACACCAAAAGCAUAUAUUGUGUUGGACUUUAGAUGUCCCAACUGUGGAAUAUCUCCAGAAUCAUCUCUUCUUACCAACAUUUUCCUACGCUUGGUGAUUGAUGACCUAAAUGAAUACGCCUACUAUGCAGAGAUUGCUGGUCUUGGUUAUUCAGUAAAUAGCUACUAUAACGGUUUCCAGGUAUCUGUUGGUGGAUACAGUCAAAAAAUGACAACGUUGCUGGAGAAAGUAAUUGAUAAACUUCUGAACUUUGAAGUUAAACCAGAUAGAUUCUCUGUUAUAAAGGAAUUGAUGACCAGAAAAUACAAAAAUAUCAAGUGCCAACAGCCUUACGAACAAGCAAUGUACUACUGCUCAUUGACACUGCAGGAGAAAAGUUGGUCUUGGGAUCAUGAACUACAAGUCCUUCCUUCUCUUGAUGUUGAUAGUCUCUCUAGAUUCUACCCUUUGCUGCUGUCAAGAACUUUUCUAGAAUGCUAUGUAACAGGAAAUGCUGAAUCAAAUGAAGCAGAGUCAGUGAUCCAACGCAUUGAAGAUUUACUUUACAAGGGACCACAUCCCAUCUCCCGGGCUUUGUUUGCAUCUGAGCAUUUGACAAGCCGAGUCAUUGAUCUUGCACAAGGCACACAGUAUUUAUACUAUACAGAGGGACUAAAUCCAAGUGAUGAAAAUUCGGCCUUUUCACAUUAUAUUCAGGUUGGCCUUGAUGAGUUUGAGCUGAAUGUAAAACUCCAACUUUUUGAAUUGAUAGCAAAGCAACCGGCCUUUGACCAACUGAGGUCUGUUGAGCAGCUCGGUUACAUUACUUCACUUUCUCGGAGGUAUGAUUCUGGAGUUCGCGGGUUGCAAUUUAUUGUCCAAUCAUCUGUUAAGGAUCCUAGCUAUGUGGAGUCCCGAGUUAGGGAGUUUCUUGCCACAUUCAAGGGUAAGCUGUCAGAGAUGUCCAAUGAUGAAUUUAAGAACAAAGUCAAUGCACUUGUUGAUGUGAAGCUUGAAAAGUUUAAGAAUCUAGGAGAGGAGACUGAUUAUUUCUGGUGGGAAAUUUCUGGCGGAACUUAUAAGUUCAAUAGGGUAGAAAUGGAGGUUAAAGCACUGAAGCAACUGACCAAAGGGGACUUGAUUGGUUUCUUCGAUGAGUAUGUCAGUGUGGAUUCUCCUAAGAGAAAGACAUUGAGCGUGCGAGUCUAUGGCAGCUCUCAUUCAUCAGAGUACAAAGCCGAGAAAUGUGAGUCUGCAGGCCCCAACUUUGUUCACAUUGAGGAUGUUUUCAGUUUCAGGAGAUCUCGCCCUCUGUAUCCCUCAUUCCAAG